Echinostoma caproni is the source of this 504-nucleotide messenger RNA. The record is from the annotation of a GenBank genome assembly. NCBI's taxonomy places the organism in Eukaryota, Metazoa, Platyhelminthes, Trematoda, Plagiorchiida, Echinostomatidae.
AUGCAAGAUCCGACUGAUGCGGACUGCCCGGCUGUGGAAGCUUUUAUCUGGCUGGCACGUCAUGAUCCCACUUCGGAAGUGCGUCGAGCUGCUCUGGCUGCCAUGGUGUUGACCACACGCACGUUGCCCAGCUUGGUGGAGCGUUGUCGCGAUGUGGCAGAUAGUGUGCGUCGUACCGCUUACAAGAUUUUGGCCACCCGCACUGUUCUUCGCCCGCUAUCCAUUGCAAAACGUAUUCGAAUUUUACAAGACGGACUAACAGACCGUGCAGCGGAUGUUCGACAAUCUGCGCAAGACCUUGUGCUGUCUUGGUUCAAGGCAACAGAGUGUGAUCCUGUCAAACUGUUACGUCGAUUGGACACGGAGGGUGUGCCGGAAACGAGUCAGCUAAUGCUAAACAAUUUGUUCAUCGCUCUUCCGGAACCCGAUUUCUCUAAUAUGGUUCAGAUAUGGGCCUCACAGUAUUUGAACGAGGAGUGCGUUCUGUUUUCCAUGACAUCGUGA